Messenger RNA from Helicoverpa zea (corn earworm), 4515 nucleotides. RefSeq names its product ubiquitin domain-containing protein 2. Lineage: Eukaryota; Metazoa; Arthropoda; Insecta; Lepidoptera; Noctuidae. Gene Ontology annotation, molecular function: protein binding. The record is from RefSeq and is a predicted model, not a curated record. Bases 232 to 939 code for a protein of 235 amino acids. The transcript has 4 exons.
AUAACUUUAAGAUUCCCAUCAUGUCCCCCGGAUAACUAAAUAAGUAUAAUUUUUUACACUUUUCAUAACUUUGUGCAGAACGUGUAUAAUUUACACGCGACCUUUCACGGCAAUAACAAUACAUAUACAGCUAAUCUUUUUUGACAGAAGCGUACAGAAGAUAAAAAUGUUAUUUGUUAAUAAUUUUUUUGUAAAUAUUUGUUAAAUGAGCAAUUGUAGAAUGUGAUCAAAAUGGGUGGUUGCAUAGGAAUAACUAGAAGUGGUAGCGGACCCAUAGAAGAGUCUUCAGCUACCGUGUCUCGGCCUAAUUCAGGUGGCCUGAGGAAGAAUCAGUCGUUGUGCCACGAGACCAUAAGAUGGAAAUCAGAUGUGCCAUUGACAGAAGGACAGUUACGUAGCAAAAGGGAUGAGUUUUGGGACACAGCGCCGGCGUUUGAAGGACGUAAGGAGAUCUGGGAUGCGUUGCGGGCGGCCGCCGUCGCUGCUGAAGCGAUGGACUUCCAGCUAGCCCAGGCGAUACUGGACGGCGCCAGUGUGUCCGUGCCGAACGGCUACCUCACUGAGUGCUAUGACGAAUGGGGAACAAGAUAUCAGGUACCAAUAUACUGCUUAUCACCACCAAUAAACAUGGUGAAGGAAGCAAGUGGUCGGGACUCUCCGGCUGAGUGGUCAGAACCAGUGGAGGGCGGCACGGAGGUGUCGCUGCGCCUGCGCCUGUCCAACACGUGCAAGGACGUGGAUCUAGCAGUGUACUCCCGACACACUGUCGCGCAGUGCAAGAAUAAGUUACAUGCUCAAGAGAACAUCGAACCGUGGCGCCAGCGCUGGUUCUACGGCGGCAAACUCCUGGGAGACAGGCUGCUCAUCGAGGAAGCGAAGAUCACGGCCGGUUACAUCGUCCAGGUCAUUGUCAGCACCGACCCGCAGCCGCCGAGCUAGUCGCCCCAUCUCACACAGUCUUUGUGGUAUCUUUGCAUUUUGUUUAUUCAAUUCUUUCUCUAACUUUGGGGAAAAGGGGGUUUAGGAGCAAGUGCUGUUGAUUUCUGACGCGAAUAUUAGACAUUUAAAUAAAAAUACUUUUACGGAUUUUGUCGCGGUUAUAUUAAUAUUGUUUAAUUCCGACGUUUCGGAUCCUUUACAGCAUCCAGUAAAAGUAGUUUUAUUUAAGCAAGUGCUGUUGUUAAAGGUAACUCCAGUUUGAAGGACAAUAGGAUGCAUUCAAUUGUUUUUCGUCCAAACGUCACCUUUUUCCGUGAAUGGAUGAUAUUCCCAAACAGCACUGGCUAUUGUAACUGGUUUGGACUGAUGAUGCAAUGAUGACUGUUACGAAGGGACCAUUAGUCCCUUCGCAGGGAAUGUUAAGAAGCCUCAUGUUAUUGCACUUUCUUACUUGUAGUUUUAAUGUGUUAUCCCUGUAUUCGAUGUCUAUCUAUUUUUGUUUUAUACGUAAGUUUCGGGCAACACUCUUUUUUUUGAAAACUACACAAGCGAUUCUCGCACCCUCUAUCAUUUCACGAAAGUAAUCUAUUCACAUCGUUUUAACAUGAUUUUAUUGUACAUUCAAGCUCAUAUAUCAUUAUGAUGUGCUAAGUAUCUUAAGAAUUUUUCGCACAAGCAUCUAUCGCGGAAUCUAUACAACAAAAUGUCCCAUGCAGUGAUCUAAAAUUGGAUGGAUAAGUGCAAAAUAUCACAAAGACGCCACAGAGAACCAGAGAAACAUAAUCCACGUAAUAAAUGUUUUGUAAAGUAAUGGACACGUAGGUUUAUGUCCUAAUGAGAUGGCCCCUAACUUAUACAGAAAAAAUCAAUAAUAGUAGCCAGAAAUAAAUACAAUUUAAAACUCGACAAUCGUCGAUCUACUAGUAAAUUCAUAAUAUUUUGCAUCUUUCCAGAUCAACUUAAUAAUUUUAGAAAUAAUAUAAUACUUACUGUAUAUGUUGGGGGCCAUAUAACAAUUUAUCGGUUUAUUUCCAUGCGUUCCAAAAGUACAAACAACAAGAGGACUUGAUCAAUAUUUUGGAGCUCAUGGGAAUAUUUCGUUUUGUAAUAACUCGUGCACUCAAAAAUAGACGUUGUGCCGAGUGGUGAGUGUCCACGUUUGAUUACCUGUACGCUUUCUAUGGGUGUCGCCUUGUAUCAUACAUUCUACUCGAUCGGUCGCCCAUACAACAUGAACCAAUUAAUAUAGAAAACAUUGGUUUUAAAAAUAUAUAUACAGGUUAUAUAAGUAUUUGGUGUUGAAAAUACAUAUAUCUCGGGUACAUGUUCUAUGGACGAUCUCAUACUUAUAAUUUGUACUAGAUUCGUAUAAAAUUGUUUAUAUUUAUAUAAAAUGCCCCAAUUGUAGUGAUUAAUAUAUAAUAUGUAUAUUGCAGUGAGAACGAUACUCUAAGGCUGUACGAUGGUUAUUACGAUACACACAUACAUGAGGAAAUUUUAUCGUAGUAUGUAUGUAUAUGUAUCGAGGAAAAUAUUAUAGUAAAUAUAUAUUAUAUCGUCUGGAAUUAAUGUAUGCGAUAAAAUAGUUUUACCAUUUAAUUAGAAUAAAAACAAAUUAAGAAACUUUAUGUUAAUAUCCAAACUGAAGUUAGCGUUGUAUUUAAUAGAAUUCAUACCCGACAAUAACACGGCUCAGAUGCUUUGAGCGAGCACGGCAUCUCGUAACAUUAUUCAAUAAAUUAUUGCAUACUUGUUAAGGCCUCAUCUCACUGUUAUUUACUUAUAAUCGCGUUGCGUUGCUCGCAAACAAUAUCCUUUAAAUUAAACCUCUUCUAAUGCUCGUGCAAUGCCUGUGGGAUGUCACCUUAACACUACAAUCGACUAUUAUUUAUAAAAUUACCUAUUUAUAUUAAAUGACUGCAAGAAUAUUAUUUAAUAAGGAGCUUAUAUACCUGAUUUUUUCUAAUGUUUGUUCGGUGUAUAUUUAAUGUUGAUUGGCUGACCGUGUGCCAUGCUUUUGAUGAGAACCAAUUUUGAAUAUCGCUUAAGAAAGGUCCAAACAAUGCUAUACAUACUUUAUCGUGCACUAUAUAACAUAGUUUUACAAAAUUAAUAUCUUUACUUGUCCUUUUUUCCUAGGCUUGUAUACAGACUUGUCGUAACACAAGUUAUCAAUAUUUUGUAAGGAGGCAUAAAAUGUAAUACAUUUGAACACAAGUAUUAUUCUGCCAUUACGUAAAUACUGCGACUGCCAUCUAUUGUGAUGUUGAGUUUCUAAACACACUGAAUUAGCAUUAUUAUAAUAAAUAAUAUUGUUUAUUUUGAAUAUUUUAAUCGAACGCUAGAUGUUAAUUUUGCAUUGUAAACUCAAUUUGGUGUUAUAUAUUUAAAUUGCUUGAGCAACUAACGAGGCUGCCUCGCGAGGCAAUAGAAUUAAAAUGUCUCUUAUUUAACAAGGCACAAAGGUAAGGCUCAACAAACAAGAUGUAUUAUUAUUCGCCUAUAUAUGCCUCGCGUUAUUGCCUCACAUAUCACAGGCUGCCUCAAUUCGUUGCUGUUUGAAAUACGUGGCAAUGUUAUGUCAAAACUGCGUAAAUGUUAGAUUCGCACAAGAGUUAAUGGAAGCAAAAUUUAUGAUGUUGUUAGUGAUUUGUGAAAUGUAUUCUUAUAAAAGAAAUUAUUAAGAUAAGUUUCGGUUUAAAUUAUAUUUUGUUACGAUUGUGUAAGUUUACGGGACGCGUAGGUAAACAAAUGAAUCUUUGAUGUUAACUUAUCCUACUCCAAUAUGUUUUACUAUAUCAUCUGGAAUGUAUUACGAUUAUUUUCACAUAAAUAUCGAAUUAAUCUCGAUUGCUUAUUCAUAAAAUAAUCGUUCUACAAUCCAGAACAAUAUAUUAUUUAGUUAUAAAAUUAAAUUAGUUCUUUUCUAUAAUAAAUGGCCUUAAAUGAUACUCAAUUUGACUCAGAGUGAAGUAAGACAAAAAUAUACAAAAUGCGUACUUACUGUGGUAUUCAGAAAAUUAUGUUUGACUUUAAGCUAAGAAGUUUUUUAUAUCGAUUUCUCUUACAUUCACUAUUGCGUUUAAGCAAGUUAUCUGUCUCACUUGUUUUGUUCUCAUCGUGAUGAGAACGAUCUAUUGGUUUCUCUUUAGUUAAAUAAUCGCAAAUCGUGCGUAGCUGUAAACCAGGCUUAUUUGUAUUAUCACCUUUGUUUGAACAUUGGCCUAAAGCCUCACUGCAGACAAUAUUCUCUCACAUAUCGGACUCAACAGAUAUUAUGAUAACCUUAUUAUUGUAUCUAUCGAUAAAUUGUACCGCACUAUUGUCGAUAAAUUGGGACUAUCGAUGUUGUAAUAUACCAAUGUUGUUUUAGAUCCAGUAGUGAUAAUGAGUAGCCUCAGCAGCAUUUAUUUAUAAUUCGGAAUAUGUCUUGAUUAUAGUUUUUUUUUUAUCGAAAUUAUAGAUAUGGCGAUAUAGGUUAUAGAGAUAUUGAAAUAAAAUGUUUGCAAUUACGAUUUAAAUAUACUUAGCGUUAAUUGAAAAUAUCAUACAGAUGGAAUAUACUAAUUAAAACUU